Messenger RNA from Cyclocybe aegerita, 2016 nucleotides. Lineage: Eukaryota; Fungi; Basidiomycota; Agaricomycetes; Agaricales; Hemipholiotaceae. The record is from the annotation of a GenBank genome assembly.
AUGCAGACACGUCGCAGCACCGUCCUUGGAAAGCGUGGCCACCAAGACUCGUCGUCGCCAGCACCAGCACCGACGCAGGUCUGUGAACAGCUCCAGACGCCCGACAACACCCCCAACCCGAAGCGCCCUCGUACCUCCUUCACCUUUGUCGACGAUGGCAGCAACAAGGAGAACAUUCCUCCUCUUUCUGCCUCCCCUAUCAACGGAGAGCUGACGCCUCGCGCUGCGCGCAUGCUCAGACGGACCUCCACGGCAGAGGCUAUCACACCUCCACGUAGCCGACCAGUUCCACGAAGGACCGCUUCGGUUGCUUCAAUGCCGCCUGCCACCCCCUCGACAGAAAUUUCCACGCUUGCCAUUGCAACGCCUCCACCUACUCCUCCCACCAGUCUGCUUCCUAUCCACUCUCGUGCCCGUGCUUUGCUCCGCUCUACCUGUAACAACACUCAAGCCCAGAUUGCUGGCCGCGACAAUGAGCGCGCAGCCAUCCUCAGCUUCCUCGCACCCUUCAUCGAGGGCACAUCCAUGAACGACGACGAGGCUGUCAACAGCAUGUUCAUCUCAGGUACCCCAGGAACUGGGAAGACUGCUCUCGUCAACGCCAUCAUUCGCGAACUCUCAAGCGACACGAACUGCGAUGUCAAGGUCAUCUCCAUUAAUUGCAUGGCGCUGAAGAGCGUUGACGGCUUGUGGGAACGAAUGAUCGAGGAGUUUGGCGAAGCGCCGAAAAGAAAAUCGGCUGCAAGCAAGAAGCUCAAAGGACGCGAUGCAGUCACUUCUCUCCUUAAUAGCUUCAACACGAAAUCCGUCCUCAUCCUUGACGAGCUUGAUCAUAUUACACCCAACGAACAGACACUUUCAUCAAUCUUCACGCUUACCGAAACCCUGUCCACGACUUUACGUCUUAUUGCUAUCGCCAACACCCACACCCUUACCUCAUCCUCGUUUUCGACCUCUUUUUCCCCUUCCUCGAAUGUCCAGACAAUCCACUUUGCUCCGUAUACGCCAGCGCAACUGCAGGACAUCCUCCAGACGCGCCUCAAGUCUCUCUCUGAUGAUGAACAGGCCGCAACGGCAAUGAAGAAGUUCCUGCCCACCCCAACCCUGACUUUGUUGACCAAGAAGAUCGCUUCCCUGACAGGUGAUGUCCGCAGUGUCUUCGAAGUCCUUCGAGGCGCCAUCGAACUGGCUGUCGCUGCAUCGGCACCCAAGUCUGAAGACGAGAACCCUCUCAACACCCCAGCCACGAGUGUCACCCCUCAACACGUCCUUGCGGCACUGAAAGCCUACACCCCUGCCUCCGCCGCGCCAAAGACCUCUAACGCAGCCACAUCCAUCUCCACCCCAGCAGCCACCAGCAGCAACAGCGAGACGGUUAUGAAAAUCCGUAACCUUGGUCUUCAAGCUCGUCUCGUCCUUCUCACCAUUCUCCUUGCCUCCAAACGUCUCGAAGCCGGCCUCACUCUAUCAUCAUCUUCACCAACAUCACCGAAGAAGCCUGCAGCGUCGCCCAUGAAGCGUACUCUUUCCGCUCCUAUGGCUUCGUCGAGCCGGGCAGUCGGAAUCGAGACCAGCUCCCUGCAUACCUACUACACCGCAGUCAUGUCGCGCACUGAGCUCGGAAUUUUUGAGCCUGUUUCGCGAGUAGAGUUCGGCGACUUGAUGGGUGUCUUGGAAGGUGUUGGACUCGUUUCGCUCUCGUCUUCCCUCCUUUCUUCAACCUCAGCCAGCCCAAGCAAAGGCAAGAGGGCCUUUGGUCGUUCUGCUUCCUUCGGUGGCGGACUCGGCAAGAACGGCGCUGGUGCCGUUGGUGAUGUCAGACUGGUUGAAGGCCUUUGGGCCGACGAGAUCCUCCGCGGUUUGGGCGUCACUGCUGAUGCAUCGCCUGCUGAUGCUCGCGAGGAGGAGGUCCGGGGUAUCUGGGAGAGGGAGAAGUCACGUCUCGCGAAGGACCUCAAGGCUUCACUUGCUGGGCCUACUGAACUCGACACAUUCGCGGGUGCCUAUCGAGGAUAA